CCAAUCCAGUUACAUGUGUAAAAGUUUCUAAGUGGUUAAAUUCUUUGCUCAGAGUUAAAAGGAUGAAACUAAACCACACCCUGAAAGAAAGCAAGUUUUUCAUUUUCAGUGCUUGUGGUCCAAGUGAAUUCAGAAGGUUUCUGUGUGUGUGUGUAUGUGUGCAGUGUUUGUGUUACACAGACGGCAGGACUGUGCCAAGUGCAUACAACAUACAUCACCAGCGCACCAGGGAUAUAGAAAACAUUUCAGCUAACAGGCAGAGAGGACUUUGGAAGUAAACUAAACUUUUCAGCCAAAUGCAGACGGAAAAGUAAACUUCAUGAUUUUCUACAACAUGUACUGAAAUGAAAGCAACUGACAGGCAUUAUGGACCUCACUUAUAAAAUCCUGAAGAGAUGACAGAAGCUGUGAAAGAAUGCUUGACCACAUACAUUGCAAGGGACGUCAAAGACCCUGGAAUAUGACAUUCAGAAAAUCUUGCUUUAAGUUUAUUUUUCUGUUUUUUAUGAGCACAUGAAUGGUGGAUCAGAGAGUACUGUUCUGGCACUUUUUACACUGCUACUUUACUAUGGCACAUUGAGAAAAUCCUCUACAAGUUAUGGAAUAUUUUUGGGACACUCUUUACUACUGAGUGAUAUAAGGUACCAGACCCAGUGCCACUUUUGUCUUCUUUGCUAGAGGCAUGUGUUAAUAACAGUAAUGGGUUGGAGGCGCCGUUACUGUCCAAGCCCUGCCAUUAUAGGUCUAGCUUUGGCAGCAUGUGUUUUCUAUCAGAGUCUGAUCCUUCUUUGGAGGAGGGCAUCCUGGAAAUUUGAGGAAUAUGCAAGCGACAUUAAACCAGCUGAUUUAAAUGAAACCUUAAAUAGAGAAGAUUGUGUCCUUGCUGCAAUCAGGUUAUAUAAGCGAUUAAAAGAGUUUGGAGAAAGUAUACAAAGAGAUUUAAUAUCUAGGCCUACAAGAAGAAUCUUCUUAUAUGUGCAUCCAUCCCUUGGAUCCGAGGAACAUAUUGUUUACAAAGAUAUUUUAAGCCCAUUUGGAAAUAUAGUCCUUACAGAAGAAAUUAAGGAUGUGAAAGCAGACGUGACUAAAAACCAAGGCCUGGUAAACACUGAAGAUAUUUUCAUCUAUAUCCCACCUAAUAACAGUUCUGAGUCAGACUGCAGGAAAGAAAAAGAGCUGUAUCAAUUUAAAAAGGUAAAUAUAUUACUGGAAGUGCAGCAGCUAUUAUGCCGCAAAGAGACAAUCUGUGAAAUGUCAGGAAAAUUCCCAGAAGUAAAAAAUCUUACAGUGUGUUCACCUCAGUCGGAUGCAGCUAGCUUCAGAACAAGGGUCGUUACGCCAUUCUCGCCAAGUAAAUUCAGAAGAAAAGCACAUAACACCAGUCCAGUAUUUAAGACUCUCUUGUCUGAUCACUUUCAACAUCAGAAUCUACCAGUCAUAAGAGCAUACGUGCUGCUUACUUCAUCAUCACCGCUGCGUGCAUUUCUUCAUUCUGUUGCAAUUGUUCAGCACCACCCGUACCAACAGUUUGUUCCCAUAAAGCUUAAGGUAUUUUAUGAAAAGUUCUUCAAGUGGAACCCUCCCUUACAAGCCUUUAUUACUAUGAAGGAGGCAAUUGGCAAAUUUCUGCUCAGCUUUGGGGGACUGAGUGAAACCUUUUCUCUGCCUGUCAUUAGCAGAUGCAAAGAAUGUUUUCAGCUUUUAACUGUGGAUGUUAGAUACGAGUCACUGCUCCCUGUUGUGUUUGAGGUAAGAGAUCAUUUCUACUUUGAAGGACUCCAUGCAGACAACAUGAAAGUGAAAAAACAAAUUUUGAAAGAGGCAUUUACGUUUAUUUUAAGAAAUACAUCGAGCAGCAUUCUACAGGCACUAGAGGUUUUGCUGGAACUUUCUUUUAAAAAGAAAGAUGUUUGCAAGGCUAAUCCUAUCCUAAAAGACUUGAGGUGGGAAGAAAUAUCUAUGCUUCUCAGUUCUACACAACAGCAUGUUCAUGUGGAAGCCUUUGAGUUGAUUUACCCAUUCACCUCUGAUAAAUUAGAAACCUUGAGGAGCAAACUUCAUAGCAUGACUGACACAAAAAUGAAGCUCAAUCCAGAUAUGCACUUGCUUCUUUCUCAGUUACUAAAAGAUUUCCAGCUGCUGAUGAACAAAGCUUCUCAUUUAUAUCCAACAGUGAGUAACGCCUACCAAACGGCAUAUCAAUACGAGCAAUCUGCUUUAUCUGGAAGUAUUCAUGGUCUAAAAGCAGGUAUUAAAGAGAAGAACUGUAGUCAUGAUGAUGAUGAUCUACCUCACAUCAGAUAUAUCUUCAGCAAUCCCCAGCUGGUGCUGGUCCCUGCAUUUAGCCCUACGAUCAAGGACUACUAUGUGGAAGUUCCAUUUGAUAUGGUAAUGGUGGAAAUAGGAGCUGAGGCUGCUCACUGUGACUGUAAAGUGCGUCUGGAGGAGAAGGAAGGACAAGGAACUGUGGCUUUUGCACUGGGCUUGGGCAUUAAUCAGAUAACCAUAUAUGUGACUGAUAAAUCUGAACUAACUCCAAUAGUAUUAAGAAGCUAUCGUAUAAGUGUACACCGGGAGGAGCGUCCGAGUUUGCCAUUGUUUGACCAUUACAUCAUAUGUGGUUUUGUACAGGACUGUGGACUGAUCAUUCACUCUGGCAAGCCUUGCGGAUUAUAUCCACUGUCCUCUUUUCCAAAAGCUCCUCAAAAGAAAUGUGACAGUGGUGAUGCCAAAGGCCAAUGGAUAGUUCCCUGCCUCAGCUGCGCAGACAAUAGGACAUGUGACUGGCGUGCAAUAUCUUGGUACCCUUAUAAAUGCCAGCAUCCAAUUCUGAUAAAACCUGAACUUCAGGAAUGUAUGCAAGAGAGGAAGAUUCUGUUUAUAGGUGACUCAACUAACAGGGGAAUAAUGUAUUAUCUGAUAGAGCGAGUAAAUGAAACUCUACAAGAAUGGCAGAAGUCUCACGCCAUGAAAUUCUACAAUAUAAAUAAAGGCAGAACAGCCAUUAGUUACUCUUACUACCCACAGUUCUGGAUUGAGGCCACGAAGAGGCCAACAUUUGAAAGCACACUGGAACAACUUAUUGAAAGAUCACGACCCAUCAUUAAUUCACAUAAAACAGUGCUGGUUGUAGGCGGAGUACAGUGGUUAAACUCGAACCACAUGCAGAUUAUUAACAAUAUACUGGAGAGGGAAAACUUAUUGGAUAUCUUGGUAAUUAUAAAAUCCAUAGGGAUGGGCUUUCACCUACCAGUUCAUGGUAUUCAUUCAUUAUCAGCGACCCAAGUAAAAAAUUUACAUGAUGACAACCAGCUCAUACUGAAUAUGGCAAAGCUGUAUGGUUACGAAGUGGUGGACACUCUCAGCAUCACAAUGGGACGCUACAAGGAAUUCAUGCAAGGGAAAUGCGGAUGCCAUUUUCAUGAGGUUAUUAAAUCCAGUGUAUCCAAACAACACUACCAGAAAAUUAGUCUGCUAAAGAAUUAUACAUUUGGAGGGCAAAUCUUUCCUCGUCUUCAACGUUUUCCAGCAAACGAGAAAUCACCAUACCAUGUACAUGGUCCAGUGAAUCAAGUUUAUUCUGAAAUUCUUUUAAGCAGGAUAUGUGCAACAAAAUAAAUACGUCAUGUAGAAAAAAAAAAGAUUUCCCCACAAAAAAAAGGAACAGAUUCUCUACAGACUGGAUUUAUUACAAAAAUCUCUGAUUGGCUGCAAGAGCCCAACUAAAGACAUAUGGCGGAUACUUUAAAGCUUUAUGAAUUCAAUAUGUCAUCAUGCAAACAUGCAGUUUCAAACUAAAGGAUGCAAAAUAUGGUGGGUGCUUCAAGUAUUGCCAAGUUGUCUGAAUAUAAUACUUCUACUAAAAGGGCAAGGACUUUGUUUAAGCAGUACAUAUCUGUAGAUUUUUAUUAUUUAUUUAUGUAUUUAUUAUCUUGCAUAUCAGAAAUGUAUAUAAAAGAGUUCCCUUGGAUUUUUGUUACAUUUUUAAUAAUAUCCAUUUUUUUAUAAUGUUCAAUUAUAAAAAGCAAAUUUAUAUAACAUAGUCACUUACAUUGAGAAAAGACACAUAUCCAUCAAGUUCAAACUAUUCAAUUUCUACUUUAUUUCUAGUUUCCUAGAACAAUAUUAAUUUGAACCUUAGGGUUCUAGCAAUGUGCAGAA
Xenopus tropicalis (tropical clawed frog) is the source of this 4161-nucleotide messenger RNA. RefSeq names its product cadherin-like and PC-esterase domain containing 1 (gene cped1). NCBI's taxonomy places the organism in Eukaryota, Metazoa, Chordata, Amphibia, Anura, Pipidae. The transcript is spliced from 22 exons. The record is from RefSeq and is a predicted model, not a curated record. Bases 700 to 3618 code for a protein of 972 amino acids.